UCUCUCUGUGUGUGUGUGUGUGUGUGUGAGAGAGAGAGAGAGAGAGAGAGAGAGAGAGAGAGAGAACCUUCAGGGAGAGGCCAUGUCUCUUAUUUGCAACCAGGAUGAAGGAGCUGCAAUACCCCCACACUUGACCCACCGCUUCCCUGUCUGCUCUCUCUCCACCCCAAACCCCAAUAAUUAUGGGUAUUGCAUUGCACACCCCCCCAAAGCUUGCUGCACCCCGAGGCGCUUUGCACUCACCGGAUUCCUUGCAGGACAAGGACAGUGCACGACGGCAGAGGGGGCGGGUCAGCUGUUCUAAUUAAGCCGCGCCCCCUUUCUCAAUUCAGUAUCGAGCAGCCCCUCCCCCAGCAGCUUCCACUCUCUGGCUUUAACCUUUAAGGCAACGAGCAUCUGUUCCCUAUACUCUAAGCCCAGGUUCCCUCCCUCCUCUCCCCAUUGGCUGGGUACUGCAAUUAUCCCGCCCCCGGAAAUACCUGCCUCCCUGGCGGGGGCUCCCAUUCCUGCCCCCGCUGCCCAGGGUUGCUGCCACCAUAGCCAGGAUUUCGGGUGAGGAAGACGAUGGUCGGAAUUCUACGGAGCCAUCUGUGAAUUCAUUGGGAAGAACAAAGAAGCAGUUUAAAUGCAAGGAAUGUGGAAUGUGCUUUAGUCACUUUGGAAGACUGAGGAUACACCAACAAACUUACACAGGAGAGAAUCCAUUUAAAUACAUGGAGUGUGAAAAGAACUUCAGUGAAAGUGGAGACCUUAGAAUACAUCAACAAAAUCACAAUGGGGAGAAACCGUUUAAAUGCAUUGAAUGUGGAAAGAGCUUCAGUCGUAGUGGAGCCCUUAGAACACAUCAACGAACUCACACGGGGGAGAAACCAUUUCAAUGCACUGAAUGUGGAAAGAGCUUUAGUCGUAGUGGAUCCCUUAGAAUACAUCAACGAACUCACACGGGCGAGAAACCAUUUAAUUGCAUUGAUUGUGAAAAGAGCUUCAGUGAUAGAGGAGCCCUCAGAACACAUCAACGAACUCACACAGGGGAGAAACCCUUUAAAUGUAUUGAAUGUGGAAAGAGCUUGGGUUCCAGUGGAGCCCUUAGAACACAUCAACGAACUCACACAGGGGUGAAACCGUUUGAAUGUAUGGAGUGUGGGAAGAGCUUCAGUAAAGGUGGAAACUUUAGAAGACAUCAACGAACUCACACAGGGGAGAAACCCUUUAAAUGUAUUGAAUGUGGAAAGAGCUUUAGUCGUAGUGGAGACCUUAGAACACAUCAACGAACUCACACGGGGGAGAAACCAUUUAAUUGCAUUGAUUGUGAAAACAGCUUCAGUGAUAGAGGAGCCCUCAGAACACAUCAACGAACUCACACAGGGGAGAAACCCUUUAAAUGUAUUGAAUGUGGAAAGAGCUUUAGUCGUAGUGGAGACCUUAGAACACAUCAACGAACUCACACAGGGGAGAAACCAUUUCAGUGCACUGAAUGUGGAAAGAGCUUGGGUUCCAGUGGAGCCCUUAGAACACAUCAACGAAUUCACACGGGGGAGAAACCAUUUAAUUGCAUUGAUUGUGAAAAGAGCUUCAGUGAUAGAGGAGCCCUCAGAACACAUCAACGAACUCACACGGGGGAGAAACCCUUUAAAUGCAUUGAAUGCGGAAAGAGCUUCAGUCAUAGUGGUGCCCUUAGAAUACAUCAACGAACUCACACGGGGGAGGAACCGUUUAAAUGCAUUGAAUGUGGAAAGAGCUUCAGUUGUAGUGGUCCCCUUAGAAUACAUCAACGAACUCACACGGGGGAGGAACCAAUACAUCAACGAACUCACACGGGGGAGAAACCUUUUAAAUGUAUUGAAUGUGGAAAGUACUUCAGUGAAAGUGGAACACUUAGACUACAUCAACGAACUCACACAGGGGAGAAACCCUUUAAAUGUAUUGAAUGUGGAAAGAACUUCAGACAAAAUGCAGCCCUUAGAAUACAUCAACGAACUCACACAGGAGAGAAGCCAUUUGAAUGUAUUGAAUGUGGAAAGAGCUUCAGACAAAAUGCAGCCCUUAGAAUACAUCAACGAACUCACACAGGAGAGAAACCAUUUGAAUGUAUGGAAUGUGGAAAGAGCUUCAGUUGUAGUGGAAACCUUAGAAGACAUCAACGAACUCACACAGGAGAGAAACCAUUUGAAUGUAUUGAAUGUGGAAAGAGCUUCAGAGAAAAUGCAGCCCUUAGAAGACAUCAACGAACUCACACAGGAGAGAAACCAUUUGAAUGUAUGGAAUGUGGAAAGAGCUUCAGUUGUAGUGGAGACCUCAGAACACAUCAACGAACUCACACGGGGGAGAAACCGUUUAAAUGCAUUGAAUGUGGAAAGAGCUUUAGUCGUAGUGGAGACAUUAGAAUACAUCAACGAACUCACACGGGGGAGAAACCGUUUAAAUGUAUUGAAUGUGGAAAGAGCUUCAGUCAAAGUACAAACCUUAGAAUACAUCAGCAAACUCAUACAGGGCAGAAAACAUUUAAAUGUAUGGAGUGUGGUAAGAGCUUCACACAGUGUGGAGACCUUAAUAUUCAUAAGCGAAUUCACCCAGGUGAAAAGCCAUAUCAAUGUAUGCAAUGUUCCAUUCAAGUUUCACUCUUUACUUCACAUCAAGAAACUCAUAAAGGCGGAAAUCAAUUUUAAAUGCAUGGAAUCCGUUUGAUGUUUUGGUGUUUGUAUUUAAAUUUGUAUACACAUAUAUAUGUAUUAAAGUAAUGAAGGUCACAUAUACUAAAUGUAGACAAGAAGUUGCAAGUUGUUGCUAGAUAAACGGGGAGAGUGUGAAUCUGGAAUGCUCAAGGUGUGUGAUGAAUCUGUUGAGUUUUGACCUCCGCCCUUCAAUGCCAAAAUGAUGGGCUGCCCUUGUCUUGUGGAUCAGCAUCUGUCUGCUUUAGGGAAAUGGGGUACCUCAGAUGUUGGGAAACAACGCCCAUAAGUCUCAGCCCAUAUGGCCAAGAAUGAUGGGAGUUGUAGUUCAAAAACUCAAGGGUGGAAAAUCUCACGUUUCUUAGAACUUUCCUUUAUGAAUAAUUAUAGGUAAAACUUUUGUUGAUACAGAGCUCAUUUUUUAUUCCAGGAGCAGCUGGUCACUUCUGCUUUAUAAACAAAGCCAAAUAUAUUGACACACUUUACAUUAAAACCAAAUUUUAGAACAGAGACAAACUUUUUUUUAAAGCCCUUUUUUUCCCCUUUACAAACCAUUAUCUUCUCAAUCCAAGAUUUGCUUUUCAUAUGUAUAAAAAUACUUGGUUAGCAAGGGGGUACAGAAAUAAUAAAAAAGCUACAAUAAAAGCAUUGUCAGCUAUUUCCCAUCUUCUGCCUUCUGAACUAUGUUCCUCUGCAAACCACUGGUCCAAAUCUAUACAGUCCUCCUGCUCCCGGGAAGAUUCAGAGGGAGGCUCUCACGAAUGCGCCUCAGUGCAGCUCUUCUCAGCUGGGUCCCUGGUUAGGUUUUGGUUUAGGGGAGCAAGCAUGGGCCUGGCCCUUGGGUGGGGGCGAGGGGAGAAGGGAAGAGAAGUAGAGGAGAUGCUUCUUUUUCCUUGCAAGGCUAGUUCCUGUUUCCCCAAGUAUGCGCCUGUAAUCAGCAAGUGUGCAUUUAGCAGGAGUGUAUCCCUUUGUCUUGGAGUGCAAGUUAAUUCAGAAGGCAUUAGAGCGAAGCGCGUGUAUCGCAUAUGUUAAGUUGAUUGCAACCUUUUUUUUAAAAAAAAUUAAUAUUCUUUAUUCAUUAAAAAAUUUGCAUGUCUAUACAAACGCAUCCAUUCUUAAGGAAAUUAGCCCUGAGUGCUCAUUGGAAGGACAGAUCGUGAAGCUGAGGCUGCAAUGCUUUGGCCACCUCAUGAGAAGAGAAGACUUGACUUCCGGGGUCGGCGCCAUCGGUAAUGGUGGAUUCCCUCUAACUUUGAGGGAUUAAGCUUUGCGGAAAUUGGGUCUUGCCGCUACGGCGAAGCGGGGACCCCUCUAAAAAUCACAGGUGGGUGAAGCCUGUGACCGUGGGACUCGGCGGGCACCUUCAGCGCCCCCCCCAAUUUGCAAGGGAACCCGACUACGGGCUUCGGAGCGAAUGGGGUGAGCGGCGCUGUGCUGAGAACCAACUGCUUCUUCCGUGGAGCGAAGCUGCACAGCUGUUGCCGGAGAGCGCUGACUUUUUUCCUGUGACAAUUCGGCCAUCAAAACAACUACCUAAGAAGAAGAGAAGACUCCCUGGAAAAGACUCUGAUGCUGGGAAAGAUGGAGGGCACAAGGAGAAGGGGACGACAGAGGACGAGAUGGUUGGACAGUGUUCUCGAAGCUACAAACAUGAGUUUGAUCAAACUGCGGGAGGCAGUGGAAGACAGGAGUGCCUGGCAUGCUCUGGUCCAUGGGGUCACGAAGAGUCGGACACGACUAAACAACAACAUACAAACAUUAUGUACAAUCUUUUAACAGGUAGAAAAAACAAAAUAAUAGAAAAUAGAAAAUUUAUAAAGAAAGAAAAAAAUAAAGAAUUAAAAAAGAUAAGAAACCAAGAAAUAAUAGUAAGGAAAAAAGACAAAGUUAUUUACAUAGUAAAACUACUCAUCGACACAAUCAUUCCCAUCCUGCUCAUUCUACUGUUUGAUAUAACAUUCUUUU
Molecule: messenger RNA, 4634 nt
Organism: Podarcis raffonei (Aeolian wall lizard)
Lineage: Eukaryota; Metazoa; Chordata; Lepidosauria; Squamata; Lacertidae
Product: oocyte zinc finger protein XlCOF6-like
Exons: 5
Coding region: 642-2666 (674 amino acids)
Biological process (GO): regulation of transcription by RNA polymerase II; central nervous system development
Cellular component (GO): nucleus
Molecular function (GO): DNA-binding transcription factor activity, RNA polymerase II-specific; RNA polymerase II cis-regulatory region sequence-specific DNA binding
Source: RefSeq, a predicted model, not a curated record